GCGGUCAUACUGGCAGUGACAUAAUUUUGAAACAACACAAUAAUUGACUGCUUAAUUUGGUUACCAAAUUGUCAUGAAACUAAGAUGGCAAAUGGUAAAUGGAUGUCUACGCCAGCAAUGGCGAAACCAUACAAAUAUUAUAACUGCAUCAGCCGCCCCAGUAACCGCUUCUGAACUUAAAGUAAACAAAUCCACUGCACGUGAAACUUUCGUGGAGCGAGUCGAACGCGGUCCUGGACUGAAGGAUUUCUUUACUGUGAGGCCCAAACAACGACUGAUUGAGGACAACGAGAUUUCAGAUACCAGCAAUAAUAUACCUUAUUUGAAUGCUAUAGAUUACAAUGGUCAUGGCAGAAAGGUGUACUUUGAAAUCUACGGCUGCCAGAUGAACUCAAACGACACUGAAGUUGUGUGGAGCUUGUUGCAAGAGCAUGACUAUCAACGUAGUAAGGAUGUGGCUGACGCUGAUGUGAUAAUGCUGAUCACCUGUGCUGUGCGUGAUGGCGCUGAGAAAAAGAUCUGGAACCGUUUGAAGCAUCUACGGGCGCUCAAAGAUCGGCGAGGACACAAAAGACCGCUACAAUUAACACUUUUGGGUUGUAUGGCAGAGCGAUUGAAGGAGAAACUUAUCGAGCAGGAGCAAUGUGUCGAUGUCAUUGCGGGUCCCGAUAGCUAUAAGGAUUUACCAAGACUGCUAGCUGUAGCUCGACACUAUGACAAUGCGGCAAUCAAUGUGCUGCUCUCUUUAGAGGAGACAUAUGCAGAUGUGAUGCCGGUGCGGCUAAACUCCGAAUCCCCAACAGCUUUUGCCUCAAUUAUGCGCGGAUGUGAUAACAUGUGCUCCUACUGCAUCGUGCCUUUUACACGUGGUCGCGAACGUUCCCGUCCUCUCACGUCGAUCGUACGCGAGGUCAAGAACCUCCAGCAACAGGGAGUCAAGGAAGUGACUCUGCUUGGACAAAAUGUUAACUCCUAUAGAGACAGAAGUGGCGAACCUGCAGGAAAAAUUGAUAAUAACGUGGUGCCUGGGUUUAGCACUGUUUAUAAACCUAAAACUGGUGGACUGCCAUUCUCAACGCUGCUGCAAAAUGUUGCCGAGGCUGUUCCGGAAAUGCGGAUACGUUUCACAUCGCCACAUCCGAAGGAUUUCUCCGAUGAUGUACUUCACAUCAUUCGAGAUUAUCCCAAUGUCUGCAAACAGUUGCAUUUGCCUGCCCAAUCUGGUAGCACUUCGGUGCUGACCAGAAUGCGACGCGGCUACACUCGGGAAGCUUACCUGCAGCUAGUGGAACAUAUUCGUGGCAUACUGCCAGAUGUGGGCCUUUCAUUUUUUAAGCGUUGGUACAUUGGAUAA
Drosophila sulfurigaster albostrigata is the source of this 1354-nucleotide messenger RNA. RefSeq names its product CDK5RAP1-like protein. The transcript has a single exon. Lineage: Eukaryota; Metazoa; Arthropoda; Insecta; Diptera; Drosophilidae. The record is from RefSeq and is a predicted model, not a curated record. Bases 74 to 1354 code for a protein of 426 amino acids. Gene Ontology annotation, cellular component: mitochondrion; cytosol. Gene Ontology annotation, biological process: negative regulation of cyclin-dependent protein serine/threonine kinase activity; tRNA modification. Gene Ontology annotation, molecular function: tRNA-2-methylthio-N(6)-dimethylallyladenosine(37) synthase activity; 4 iron, 4 sulfur cluster binding.